Molecule: messenger RNA, 1148 nt
Organism: Lactuca sativa (garden lettuce)
Lineage: Eukaryota; Viridiplantae; Streptophyta; Magnoliopsida; Asterales; Asteraceae
Product: histone H3.2
Cellular component (GO): nucleosome
Molecular function (GO): structural constituent of chromatin; protein heterodimerization activity; DNA binding
Source: RefSeq, a predicted model, not a curated record
CAUCUUACACAACAAUCGUUUCAGAGCUUCGUUAAUUUUCACCUUUCACCAUUCACCAAUCUUUUUUUACGUUCAAAUGGCUCGUACCAAGCAGACUGCAAGGAAAUCCACCGGAGGAAAGGCUCCAAGGAAGCAGUUGGCCACCAAGGCGGCAAGGAAGUCAGCUCCGGCCACCGGCGGAGUGAAGAAGCCACACAGAUUCAGGCCUGGAACAGUCGCAUUGAGAGAGAUCAGGAAGUAUCAGAAGAGCACUGAGCUUUUGAUCAGGAAGCUUCCGUUCCAGAGACUCGUGAGGGAAAUCGCUCAAGAUUUCAAGACCGAUCUUCGUUUCCAAAGCUCCGCCGUGGCUGCUCUACAGGAGGCUUCCGAAGCUUACCUUGUUGGGCUCUUUGAAGACACAAAUCUGUGUGCGAUUCAUGCUAAAAGAGUCACCAUCAUGCCUAAGGAUAUGCAGCUCGCUCGUAGGAUUCGUGGUGAGAGGGCUUUUGAAAAUUUGCCGCUAUUUCUCUCCCAGAUAUGUGCAUUAUAUAAACCUUCGCAUACCCUUAAUCCAAAAUCGCCAGUUUAUUCAACAACAAUCCUUAAAAAUCCUUUUCUUUUUCCUCUCGAAGCUCUUUUCUACCUUCCAAUGGCUCGUACCAAGCAGACUGCAAGGAAAUCCACCGGAGGAAAGGCUCCAAGGAAGCAGUUGGCCACCAAGGCGGCAAGGAAGUCAGCCCCGGCCACCGGCGGAGUGAAGAAGCCACACAGAUUCAGGCCUGGAACAGUCGCAUUGAGAGAGAUCAGGAAGUACCAAAAGAGCACCGAGCUUUUGAUCAGGAAGCUUCCAUUCCAGAGACUCGUGAGGGAAAUCGCUCAAGAUUUCAAGACCGAUCUGCGUUUCCAAAGCUCCGCCGUGGCUGCUCUACAGGAGGCUUCCGAAGCUUACCUUGUUGGGCUCUUUGAAGACACAAAUUUGUGUGCGAUUCAUGCUAAAAGAGUCACCAUCAUGCCUAAGGAUAUGCAGCUCGCUCGUAGGAUUCGUGGUGAGAGGGCAUAGACUUAGAUUUCCAAAAUUAGCAUGUAGAUCUUGAUUAGUUUGGUUUGUUUCUUUGCGUUUUGUUUAAUCUAAUUAUAUUGAAUGGAAAUUACAUUUUGGUGUUCAUAAA